Pseudomyrmex gracilis is the source of this 2094-nucleotide messenger RNA. It is a transcript of the gene mof, whose product is annotated as histone acetyltransferase KAT8. The coding region runs from base 473 to 1834 and encodes 453 amino acids. NCBI's taxonomy places the organism in Eukaryota, Metazoa, Arthropoda, Insecta, Hymenoptera, Formicidae. The transcript is spliced from 7 exons. Gene Ontology annotation, biological process: regulation of DNA-templated transcription. Gene Ontology annotation, molecular function: histone acetyltransferase activity. The record is from RefSeq and is a predicted model, not a curated record.
CAAAUGGCGGUUCUCGCGUGCGUAUUCCCACCACCUCGGUGCUGGCUUGGCCGCUCUCAGCCUUCUAUCCGCUAUAAACUUUCUUGAACACGAGCCUUUAGAUUUGACCUACACCAAUGUUUUUUUAACACCUCGUUUUGAAAAAAUAUUGAUUUAUGAAUAUAGAAUUUUUGGAACUUUAGAAAAUUUUUAUUUGACCACCGACACGUCGAAGUAAAUUUUUGUUCUGUUCGAUGACGUUUACGUAACAUCAGCUUUGAUGAAGGAACAUACACAAAAAUAUGCUAGAACGCGAGCCUGCGCGUUGUAUAAAGCAGUUGCGCGGAUUGUGAUUGCGGUCGUUUCGUCGUUACACGAGAGUUGCAUCAGUGAGCGCAAUCGGUUGGGACUCAAUAAAAUAUACAUGUUCGAUUAUUUUUGGGCGGUUCACGCUGGCGAAUGUGACCGCGGUGUGUGAGUUUAUUGCCGGAAAAUGGCCGAAUCCGAACAAAGAAAUAAGGAUAAUAACACGGCAGCGUCAAAGGAAACCAUGGUCAAGCAGGAGAAACGCGAAAACGCGCUCACGAAUGGCGGGAAGGGCUCGGGCGAUGACGCGGACAGCCUCGAGGAAUUACCGCUCGACAUAGGCGAGCACUAUCUCGUGCGCAGAUCUGACAAUUCUUGGCAUCCUGCCGAGAUUAUCCAGACCCGUUUCAACGAGAAUGAAAAUCACUAUGAGUACUACGUUCAUUAUGAAGGCCAUAACAGAAGAUUGGAUGAAUGGGUGCCUCGUGACAGAAUCAUGUCUAGUCGAUUUGAUAUGAGUGAAAUAGAACGUCAUGACAGAAGUUCGGGAACUGAUUUAUUGGCGGAUUCCUCUGAUCGUAAAAUUACUAGAAAUCAAAAGAGACGUCACGAUGAAAUUAAUCAUGUACAAAAGACAUAUGCAGAAAUGGAUCCUACCACAGCGGCAUUAGAAAAGGAACAUGAAGCUAUAACAAAGGUGAAAUACAUUGACAAGAUUCAAAUUGGCAAGUACGAGAUUGACACUUGGUAUUUUAGUCCAUAUCCCGAAGAAUACGGCAAACAACCGAAACUGUGGAUCUGUGAGUAUUGCUUGAAGUACAUGCGUCUUGAGAAAACAUACAGAUACCACAUGAGUGAAUGCACUCACAGGCAACCAGUUGGCAAGGAAAUCUAUCGGAAAGGAACACUGAGUAUCUGGGAAGUGGAUGGCAGAGAGCACAAAAUAUACUGUCAGAAUUUGUGCUUGCUAGCCAAGUUGUUUCUGGAUCACAAAACACUUUACUUCGAUGUAGAGCCGUUUCUCUUUUACAUCUUGUGCGAGGUGGAUAAGCACGGUGCACAUUUAGUUGGUUAUUUUUCGAAGGAGAAAGAAUCGCCUGAUGGCAACAAUGUUGCGUGUAUCUUAACUUUGCCGCCUUUUCAAAGACAAGGCUACGGCAAAUUACUGAUAGCUUUCAGUUACGAAUUGAGCAGAAUUGAACAAACAGUUGGAAGUCCGGAAAAACCUUUGAGCGAUUUAGGAAAGCUGUCCUAUCGUAGUUACUGGAGUUGGAUUCUGCUUGAAAUCCUUCGAGAUUUCAGAGGAACACUUAGUAUUAAAGAUCUCAGUCAAAUGACCAGCAUCUCUCAAACCGACAUCAUAUCCACGUUACAAAGUAUGAACAUGGUUAAGUAUUGGAAGGGACAGCAUGUUAUUUGCGUCACGCCAAAGUUGGUGGAAGAGCACAUAAAAAGCAGCCAAUAUAAAAGGCCGCGUCUUACGGUCGACAGCAGCGCGUUAAGAUGGGGAGCGCCGCCACGAAAGAAUGUGAAACCCGGCAAGAAGUAGCAUUUAAAAUAGGCAAUAACAAUUUUUUUUAUAUACUGAUACAGCCAUUCGAUGUUUUAAUGCUCAAUGAAUAAUCGAUUGCAUUGAUUUAUGAUAUUCCAAUUUCAUUAGCCACUUACAAGAACACUUUCGCAAACACACAAACUAGUAUCCAACAUUUUUCCAUUUCGCAAACGUAAAAUCUAAGGCCUGUUCUACAAUACUGUCGUAAGCUGUAAGGCGUCGUCUACAAUACAGUCGUAAGCCGUAAGCCGUAAGAA